AUGCAGACGAUAUUCGACGGUUUGAAAAGCAACAAGUAUUUCACUCAGCUAAAUCUUGCCUCCGGUUUUCACCACAUGGAAAUCGCCGAGAAAGACCGUUGCAGGACGGCCUUCCGAGAUGUGGAUGGUAUGCUUUUUGAAUUCACUCGCGCGGGUUUCGGACUGACGGCACUUCCGGCGGCUUUCACUCGUAGAGUAAAGUCGGCUCUGGGGCAUCUAUUGGGCGUGUUUAGCUGGCUUGACGAUAUUCUCAUCGCUAGCGACACAUGGGAAGAACAUCUCGCCACUCUGACGCUCGUUCUGAACCGCCUUGUGGCUGCGGGGCUAUCCGAGUUCCUCGGCAUGAUCAUUGACAGCACGGGCCUGUACCCUGCUCCGUCUAAGCUAGAUGCAAUCACACGCAUGCCUCGCCCACACACAGUACAAGAGCUGCACACGUUUUUGGGUCUCACCGGCUACUUGCGUCAGUUAAUACCCAACUGCAGUUUGACUGCCGCUCCGCUCACCAACAUCCUGCGCAACAAAGCCUUCGCUUCGAAACGUGCACGCAAGCUUCCUAUCCCUUGGUCAGCAGCUGAGGACGACGCCUUCCAGUCUUUACGAGAAACGUUGGCUUCCCCGAAGGUUAUCGCUUUCCCUGACAUUGAGCGUCCGUUCGAACUACACACGGAUGCGAGCACGCUGGGCGUAGGAGCUUCGCUCAUGCAGACAAUCGACGGUGUCACCAGAGCGGUGGCGCUCGCAAGCCACCGGUGGGCUUUGCGGCUGAUGGAGUACGACAUGGAGCUGGAAUGGAAGGCGGGGAUAGGGCACGUAGUGCCCGAUGCUUAG
Molecule: messenger RNA, 831 nt
Organism: Ectocarpus sp. CCAP 1310/34
Lineage: Eukaryota; Phaeophyceae; Ectocarpales; Ectocarpaceae
Source: the annotation of a GenBank genome assembly